Molecule: messenger RNA, 1004 nt
Organism: Colletotrichum acutatum
Lineage: Eukaryota; Fungi; Ascomycota; Sordariomycetes; Glomerellales; Glomerellaceae
Exons: 3
Coding region: 257-793 (178 amino acids)
Source: RefSeq, a predicted model, not a curated record
CCACUCCACCCUCGUCGUCGAUUACCCGCGUGCCCGCUAGGCCCAACUUACGGAUACCGCCCAGUGCCCACAACUCAGGCUUUCGUCCGUCACGCGUUAACGUACGUAUCGUAUUUCGUACCGCCUACGGAGACGGAGUAGGUACUGCGUCCACAGCAAUAGCGUGCCGUGCUGCGUGCCGGUCCCCUCUGUUCUUCUCAACCUUGUUUCUCGGGAAUGACAUGGCUCUACGCCCUCUCGCGACGGCCUGGCGACAAUGACGAGGAAUGAGGCCGGCUCCCGCUUCAGCUCUCUGACGAGCACCAGUACCGACAGCACCCGAUCAUCGGCCACCGUGAGACCCUCCAGUAACCCCGUCCCAGCAUCGCGCAAGUCGUCCAUGCGCCUCAAGACGGAGGGCACUGGCACUGGCAUUGGCAAUAGCAAUGGAUCCCUCGCAGACAAGUCUUUCAUCAGUGAUUUGAGCCCAGCCGACCCGUCCACCUCUUCCACUUUUGCCUCUGCGCCGCGCGGAGCUUUGUCACCAGGAACAACAAAGUCCAAUGCCUCGUCCUAUCGCGAUCACCGUCUGAGCGACUUCGCCAACUACCGAAGAGACCUGGCUGUCCUAGAGACUUCUGGCGGCCGUCUGCCCUCCAUCCAACAUAACCCUCCCACCGCCACUCCCUCGUCAAAUUCCCAGAUAGCUCCCUGGAUGUCGCCAUCCAACGGCGGUGCCACCGCAUCCACGCCUCAGACUCUCGCCUGGCUUCCGUGCCCCUUCAAAUCGUCUCGCGCCUCAAUCCUCUGGUAGCCAAGAUUCGCCAGAUGUAGCAUAUUUCGGAGACGAACGAAGGCCUUCUCUGGCUAGCAUAACGACCUUGAGCAGUCAGGGCUCCAAGACGAGCAUUCGAAGAGGUGGAUUACAAAAACUACAGGGUUUCUUUGGGGAGGAGUUUCCUGGACGAGACGGUUCCGAGAGCAGCUUGCAUUCGAGUUCUGGCAGGGACCGCUCGCGUUCCUAU